This is a messenger RNA of Camelina sativa (false flax), 2910 nucleotides long. NCBI's taxonomy places the organism in Eukaryota, Viridiplantae, Streptophyta, Magnoliopsida, Brassicales, Brassicaceae. The record is from RefSeq and is a predicted model, not a curated record.
AUAUGGAGAUGGAGAUGGCGAGGAAUUAGCUCUUCGUCGUGAAAAGAUCAAAUUUUUAAUUUCUCGUGACGAGAUGGAGUUGCUAAACAUGAAGUUUGGUACCAACGAUGUGGCCGUUGAUGGUCAAGAUUAUGAUGAACUGGUUAUAUUGGCUGCUUCGUUUGAGGAGUGCCAAGAUUUUGAGCCUAGAGACAUCAUAUGGGCGAAACUAACUGGUCAUGCUAUGUGGCCAGCAAUUAUUGUGGAUGAGUCUGUUAUAGUAAAGCGGAAAGGUCUAAACAACAAGGCAUCUGGAGGAAGAUCAGUCCUCGUACAGUUUUUCGGCACCCAUGAUUUUGCUAGAAUACAAGUCAAACAAGCGGUCUCAUUUCUUAAAGGGCUUCUCUCACGAUCUCCCCUGAAGUGUAAGCAACCUCGGUUUGAAGAGGCCAUGGAGGAAGCAAAAAUGUACCUAAAAGAAUAUAAGCUUCCAGGAAGGAUGGAUCAACUUCAAAAAGUUGCUGAUACUGAUUGUUCGGAAAGGACUAAUAGUGGAGAAGUGGACAGCUCAAACUCUGGUGAUGAUCACACAAAAGAUGGAGAAGUCUGGUUGCGACCAAUGGAACUUGGAGAUUGCUUGCAUAGAAUCGGAGAUUUGCAAAUAAUUAAUCUUGGAAGGAUCGUGACAGACUCCGAAUUUUUCAAGGAUAGUCAGCAUACUUGGCCGGAAGGGUAUACAGUUAUAAGAAAGUUCAUAUCACUAAAAGAUCCUGACGCAUCUGCCAUGUACAAGAUGGAAGUGCUUAGAGAUGCCGAGUCAAAGACUCGCCCUGUUUUCAGAGUGACAACCAACAGCGGUGAGCAGUUCAAAGGGGAAACUCCAUCUGCCUGCUGGAAUAAAAUAUAUAAUAGGAUAAAAAAGAUUCAGAGUGCUUCCAAUAGUCCUGAUGUUAUGGGUAAAGGACUUCUAGAAUCUGGUACAGAUAUGUUUGGCUUUUCCAACCCAGAAGUCGAUAAACUUAUUCAGGGGCUAUCACAAUCCAAACCACCUUCGAAGGUUUCUCAGCGCAAAUAUAGUUCAGGAAAGUAUCAAGAUCAUCCUACUGGUUACCGACCUGUACGGGUGGACUGGAAAGAUCUUGAUAAAUGCAAUGUCUGCCACAUGGAUGAGGAAUAUGAGAACAAUCUGUUCCUACAAUGUGAUAAAUGUAGAAUGAUGGUCCAUACUAGAUGCUAUGGGCAGUUGGAACCCCGUGAUGGCAUUCUGUGGUUAUGCAACUUGUGUCGUCCUGGCGCUCUUGAUAUUCCUCCUCGAUGUUGUCUUUGUCCUGUAGUAGGGGGUGCUAUGAAGCCGACAACUGAUGGGCGCUGGGCUCAUCUGGCUUGUGCCAUAUGGAUCCCAGAAACAUGCUUACUGGAUGUGAAGAAGAUGGAACCUAUUGAUGGGAUUAAUAAAGUCAAUAAGGAUCGUUGGAAAUUAUUGUGCAGCAUCUGUGGUGUAUCUUAUGGAGCUUGUAUCCAGUGUUCAAAUAGUUCUUGUCGGGUGGCCUAUCAUCCACUAUGUGCACGAGCUGCUGGUCUCUGUGUUGAGCUUGCAGAUGAGGAUAGGCUUUUUCUUCUAUCAAUGGAGGAUGAUGAAGCAGAUCAGUGCAUCCGCCUGCUUUCAUUUUGUAAGAGGCAUCGACAAACAUCAAAUAACCACCUAGAAACAGAGUACAUUAUCAAACCUGCUCAUAAUAUUGCCAAGUACCUCCCACCUCCUAAUCCCUCUGGCUGUGCUCGAACUGAGCCAUAUAAUUAUCUUGGAAGAAGAGGACGAAAGGAACCCGAAGCUCUUGCUGGUGCUUCUUCAAAACGUUUAUUUGUUGAGAAUCAGCCGUUUAUUGUUGGCGGGUACUCUCGACAUGAAAUUUCAACCUACGAACGCAUUUAUGGAUCAAAGAUGUCACAAAUUAUUACUCCAAGCAAUAUUCUAUCUAUGGCUGAAAAAUAUACAUACAUGAAGGAAACUUACAGGAAGAGAUUAGCAUUCGGGAAAUCAGGAAUCCAUGGUUUUGGUAUCUUUACAAAGCUUCCGCACAGGGCAGGAGAUAUGGUGAUUGAAUACACUGGUGAACUUGUUAGGGCGCCAAUAGCUGACAAGAGAGAACAUCUUAUAUACAACUCAAUGGUGGGUGCUGGGACCUAUAUGUUUAGAAUUGAUAAUGAGCGGGUCAUAGACGCAACAAGGACAGGAAGUAUUGCCCACCUGAUCAAUCACUCAUGUGAGCCAAAUUGCUAUUCAAGAGUCAUUAGUGUUAAUGGUGAUGAGCAUAUUAUCAUAUUUGCAAAGAGGGAUGUCGCAAAAUGGGAGGAGCUGACCUAUGAUUACAGAUUCUUUUCAAUUGAUGAGCGCCUUGCAUGUUACUGUGGUUUCCCAAGAUGCCGGGGUGUUGUUAAUGACACAGAAGCUGAAGAACAACAGGCAAAUAUUCAUGCUUCUCGCUGUGAGUUAAAAGAUUGGACAGAAGCCUGAGAGGUUAGUAGAUGUCUAUCUUUGUUGAAGAUGAUGAGUUCUUUAACGCGUCUCUAUCUCAUCGAUAGCGGCCUAAUUUCAUGCUCAUAACCAUCUGUUUCGACUUGCAUGUGCUUACUUGAUCCAGAGUCCAGACCUUCACAUCUGUGUGUACACGAGAUCUUUGUGAGGAUGUCACAUGUUUGUGGAUUCUCAUGAGCUGGCUAGCUUCCCCCUCUAUAGAGGCCCAUUAAUCUCCCUGAACACAUACUGUAACUCUCAGUACUCUUAACUUGAGAUCGUUCUAUCCGAAGGUUUUGUAACAAUCCAUUUCUUGUACAGAUAUACUGAUAAGUACUAGAACCAUAUUAACCCUUUUUGUAACAAGAGGCACAUUACAAUCUUUGGGUAAAUGAAAAAACCAGCAUUUUCUUCUU